AUGAUUGACAAUUCAUUGACGCAAUAUUUCAGUUAUCGAGACGAACUAACAGUUCAAGAUGGAGUCACCUUGCGAGCAAAAAGAAUUGUCUUCCCGGCCCAAAUGAGACCUCGAAUCAAAAAGAAAGUACAUGCAGGCCACAUGAGAAUCAACUCAUGUCUCCGUCGAGCUAGGGAGCUAGUGUUUUGGCCUGGCAUGUCAGCCCAAAUUCGACAGUUUGUCGAAAGCUGUAAUAUCUGUGCCACAUACAGCUGCAAACAGUCUGCAGAACCACUAUAUCAACACCCUGUUCCUGACAGGCCAUGGGCAAAAGUGGGCACAUAUAUAUUUAGCAUUGAAGGCAGAGACUACCUAAUAACCACUGAUUAUUACAGCAACUUCUUUGAGAUAGACUACCUCCCUGAAACUACUAGUGAAGCUGUAAUAACAAAGAUGAAACAUCAUUUUGCAAGACAUGGAUUGCCAGACACUGUAAUUAGUGAUGGAGGCCCGCAGUACACGUCUGGAAAGUCUUUUAGUGCCAGGUGGAAUUUCCAACACAAUACUUCUAGUCCAGGAAACAGCCAUCAAAUGGAGUAG
This is a messenger RNA of Anneissia japonica, 579 nucleotides long. RefSeq lists its product as uncharacterized. Bases 1 to 579 code for a protein of 192 amino acids. NCBI's taxonomy places the organism in Eukaryota, Metazoa, Echinodermata, Crinoidea, Comatulida, Comatulidae. Gene Ontology annotation, biological process: DNA integration. The transcript has a single exon. The record is from RefSeq and is a predicted model, not a curated record. Gene Ontology annotation, molecular function: nucleic acid binding.